GAUUGCCAUAGUUGUUGGUAAUAUAUGAUGGAAAACAACACUGCUUUGAAAUGCCUAAAUCCUGAUUGGUACAAAACCCCAGAAGGAGAAUUAAUUGUACAACAACUUUAUUGUCCAAACAGCAAUAAAAUUCUGAAGCAUUUUGGAAUACUAGAACAUCCAAGUAUUGCACCAGGAACCCGGGAAAUUGUAUUCAAAAUUGGAGUGCUGGGUAAAGCUGGAAGUGGAAAGACGAAAACCAUAUCUGUUUUGUCAGGAAAACCAACAGUUUUCCCUGGUUAUAUUGAAACUAUAGGAAUCCAUGUUAAAAAUAUUUAUUGGCCAGCACAAAUACAGGGGAAAAUUUCUUUAUUUAAAUUACAGUUCUGGGAAUCUGGAGAAUCUUGUUCUAAGAGAUACAACUAUAUUUCAACAGCAUGUCUGGAGAAAACUGAUGCAGUGGCCAUAGUUGUAAAUAGGGCUGAUAGAACAUCUUUGGACUAUGCAGAUGGUAAACUAGACUCCUUGACCCAUUCAGCUGUAGUAUUGUUUGUGAUGGACACUGAUCAUGAUGUCCAGGUUAAUGAUCAGGAGCUAAGCCAAUAUGCUAGAAGAAGAAGGCUUCCAUUCUUUCAUCUCCCCCCUCAUACUCUAGAUUUGAAAUAUUUAGCACCAUUUUAUAACUCCUUGUGUGAUUUUGUGUUUUCAAAUCAACACAAGGUUAUUUCAGAUUGUUUAUAAACCAAGUUUAGGUGUCUAAUUUUUUUGGUCCACAAUUAAUAAAGGAAACAACAGA
Molecule: messenger RNA, 775 nt
Organism: Daphnia carinata
Lineage: Eukaryota; Metazoa; Arthropoda; Branchiopoda; Diplostraca; Daphniidae
Product: ciliogenesis and planar polarity effector 2-like
Exons: 3
Coding region: 25-720 (231 amino acids)
Molecular function (GO): GTPase activity
Source: RefSeq, a predicted model, not a curated record